Messenger RNA from Acanthopagrus latus (yellowfin seabream), 2999 nucleotides. Its product is annotated as serine-aspartate repeat-containing protein F-like. The transcript has 8 exons. Lineage: Eukaryota; Metazoa; Chordata; Actinopteri; Spariformes; Sparidae. The coding region runs from base 211 to 2646 and encodes 811 amino acids. The record is from RefSeq and is a predicted model, not a curated record.
UUCACUGUCUAGUCACUUACCUGGGUUGGUGUGAAACCAGGAAGUCAUGGCUAAUAUUGGACGGUGAGCGGAUGCUUAAGGCUUAUGAAUACCACUUUGGACAGUGUUCCAUUGUCCUUUCUCUAGUAGAAAGUUUUUGAGUCUUCAGAUGUCUGGGAUUCAGCCUCAAGAACACAGUUUGACAUCCUGCGAACCUGCUGAAGACUAAAAAUGACCACACCUGUGCCAGCCCCCAAAUUGCUGAAAGAAUACCUGGAUGAUCUGACUGAAGAAAGGCUGAAGGAAUUUCAGUGGUACUUGGUCCAGAUUCAGACAGAUGGAUCCCGACCCAUCCCAAAGUCCAAGCUGGAGAAAGCAACCAGAGUGGAAACUGUGAAUAAACUGGUGGAGGCUUUUGGGGAAGAUGGUGCUGUGGAGUGGACAGUGGAUACUUUCUUGCGGAUGAAACUUAAUGACCUUGCCUCAAAGCUAGUUCAAGCCAAAAUGGACCAAAGCUUGGAACAGAGAGAAGAAGAGCCAGAGACCUCCUCUGCAAGAGAGAAACCAAGAGAAGAUCCCACCUUCCCCACAGAUCUCUCAUGUUCAACUUGCUUAAGUCUUUUCACUGAUCCUGUGGUGCUGCAAUGUGGCCACAGUUUCUGUCAGAGCUGCGUUCAUGAAUACUGGGAGAAGAAUAGCGUUAGGGAAUGCUCACUUUGUAAGCAGUUAAUACCUGAAGGUGACCCUCCGAUUAAUUUUAGUCUGAAGAGUUUGUGUGAAAAGUACGGAGGGAGAAGUCAAGGUGAGCCACCAGGAGGACACAGAAACCACACAGAGUCAUUUCAGACUCCACCCGAGAACAUCAGAGAGAAGCAGGAAGCUUUAAAAAAUGUCAAACAAUUGUGUGAUUCAUCAGUCGAGCACAUUAAGACUCAGAGCUUCAACACAGAGAAUAAGAUUAUGGAAAUCUUCAACAUGCUUCGUGCCUCCCUUGACGAAGAGGAAAACACCAGACAAGCUGCAUUAAUUAAAGAAGCAAGACUGAAGAUUCGAAUGAUGCAUUUGAUGCAUGAGAAGAUCAAAAACACACACUUGCUCUCUCACACUAUGGGAGAAAUUGAAAAUCUUGCAGCCGACAAAAGUAUCAAAUGGACGUCUGGGACUGCUGAAAUGCUAAGAAUGGAGACGGAUAUGUUGAAUGGACUGAUAAAUUCACAAGCACAGAUAAAUGUGUCCAAGCAUGUGGAAAACCUUCCGCUCACUGUCUUGGAGAAGAUGUGGAACAACAUAAAAAAGAUCUCUGUGGAUGUGGACCCCAAAACUGCAUCUUCAAGUCCCUCUCCCAAGGUGAAUUAUACAUGGCAGCUGUGUCCUGGAAACCUGUGUCUUAGAAUUGGGCUCACUACAGAUGAGGAUGAGGAUCAGUCACGUCGCUUCCACUAUGACAACAUGUUCACUAUAGAUGAGGAUGAUGAUCAGUCACGUCACUCUCACCAUGACUAUGUGUCAGCUGUAGAUGAGGAUGAGGAUCAGUCACGUCACUCUCACCAUGACUAUGUGUCAGCUGUAGAUGAGGAUCAGUCACGUCGCUCUCACUAUGACUAUUUGUCGGAUGAGGAUGAGGAUGAGGAUGAGGAUCAGUCACGUCACUCUCACUAUGACUAUGUGUCAGCUGUAGAUGAGGAUCAGUCACGUCACUCUCACUAUGACUAUGUGUCAGCUGUAGAUGAGGAUCAGUCACGUCGCUCUUACUAUGACUAUUUGUCGGAUGAGGAUGAGGAUGAGGAUGAGGAUCAGUCACGUCACUCUCACUAUGACUAUGUGUCAGCUGUAGAUGAGGAUGAGGAUCAGUCACGUCACUCUCACUAUGACUAUGUGUCAGCUGUAGAUGAGGAUCAGUCACGUCGCUCUUACUAUGACUAUUUGUCGGAUGAGGAUGAGGAUGAGGAUGAGGAUCAGUCACGUCACUCUCACUAUGACUAUGUGUCAGCUGUAGGUGAGGAUCAGUCACGUCACUCUCACUAUGACUAUGUGUCAGCUGUAGAUGAGGAUCAGUCACGUCGCUCUUACUAUGACUAUUUGUCGGAUGAGGAUGAGGAUGAGGAUGAGGAUCAGUCACGUCACUCUCACUAUGACUAUGUGUCAGCUGUAGAUGAGGAUGAGGAUCAGUCACGUCACUCUCACUAUGACUAUGUGUCAGCUGUAGAUGAGGAUCAGUCACGUCGCUCUUACUAUGACUAUUUGUCGGAUGAGGAUGAGGAUGAGGAUGAGGAUCAGUCACGUCACUCUCACUAUGACUAUGUGUCAGCUGUAGAUGAGGAUCAGUCACGUCGCUCUUACUAUGACUAUUUGUCGGAUGAGGAUGAGGAUGAGGAUGAGGAUGAGGAUCAGUCACGUCACUCUCACUAUGACUAUGUGUCAGCUGUAGAUGAGGAUCAGUCACGUCGCUCUCACUAUGACUAUGUGUCAGCUGUAGAUGAGGAUGAGGAUCAGUCACGUCACUCUCACUAUGACUAUGUGUCAGCUGUAGAUGAGGAUCAGUCACGUCGCUCUUACUAUGACUAUGUGUCAGCUGUAGAUGAGGAUCAGUCACGUCGCUCUUACUAUGACUAUGUGUCAGCUGUAGAUGAGGAUCAGUCACGUCGCUCUUACUAUGACUAUGUGUAGGAUGAGGAUGAGGAUCAGUCAUGUCGCUCUUACUAUGACUAUGUGUCAGCUGUAGAUGAGGAUCAGUCACGUCGCUCUUACUAUGACUAUGUGUCAGCUGUAGAUGAGGAUCAGUGAUGUUGCUCUCACUAUAACUAUUUGUCGGAUGAGGAUGAGUGGUUUUACAUUUGAGGUUAUAAUUGAGGACCCAGAUGUAGACAAUUAAACAGGAGGCAGGAUAGGGGGAAACAAAAGGUGAGCUUCAUUUUACAAAAAGCAAAAAAAACUGUCACGACUCCUGUUUGUGUUGUCCUUUGUGUCUGGUUUUUGGUUUCUUGUUUAUGAUUUACUUCAUUGUAUCAUGUCUUGUGUUA